Molecule: messenger RNA, 1870 nt
Organism: Osmia lignaria (orchard mason bee)
Lineage: Eukaryota; Metazoa; Arthropoda; Insecta; Hymenoptera; Megachilidae
Product: putative cytochrome P450 6a14
Molecular function (GO): oxidoreductase activity, acting on paired donors, with incorporation or reduction of molecular oxygen; iron ion binding; monooxygenase activity
Source: RefSeq, a predicted model, not a curated record
CGAAGAGAAUGCUUAUACAUUUAGUGGGAACCCGUGGAACAUAACAGAGCAGAAGUUGAAUUACGUAAUAAUUCCAUAGCUCGGCGGUGUUCGAGAAAAUAUUACUCAGUGUUUCGUUAAACUCAGUGCUGAAUUCUCAUUUGAAAUUGCUAAGAUGUCUUGGCCACUGUUCGAGGCCGCUGGACUUCUAGCUGCGAUUUUGUUUUUGUUGUACUAUUACUCCACGUCCGUUUUACAAUACUGGGAGAAACGAGGCGUGAUAGGACCAAAACCUAUCCUAUUUUUGGGCAAUUUUAAGGAUAUGUUUCUUGGAAAGAGCUCAUUCAACGAUUGCAUCGUCAAAGCCUAUUACGAAUUUAAGGAUGAACCACUGAUUGGAGUGUUUAGUGGUCACAUUCCAAUUUUAAUUGUGAGGGAUCCGGAUUUAAUGAAGGAUGUUCUUAUUAAGGAUUUUUCGAAGUUCGUCGAUAGGAUGACAAAACCUAACGAGGUUGAGCCAUUUUCAUUACACCUCUUCAGGCUCGAUGGAAAAAGAUGGAAACCCUUAAGAACCCGAUUUUCACCCGUUUUCAGUUCAGGAAAACUGAAGGAAAUGUUUCACUUGAUCCUGGAAUGUGGGAACCACUUCGAGAAAUACCUGGACACAAUGGUCUCAAAAGAUGGCAAUAAAGAGGCAAUAAUCGACUGUCGUGAUAUUUCUGCAAAAUUCACUACCGAUGUGAUCGGUUCCUGUGCGUUUGGGAUCGAAAUGAACGCGCUGGCAGCUGAGAACAGCGAAUUUCGUGAAAUGGGCAAACGUGUAUUCCAAACGUCUUGGAAAUCUGUCCUUAGGGACAGAUUGCGAGAAUAUCCAUUUCUGUUUAAGAUCUUCGGACGAUUCGUUCUCGAUUAUGAAAUCGUUGACUUUUUCACGAGAAUCACCAAAGAGAGUAUAGAUUAUAGGAUAAAGCAUAAUGUUCAUAGACAUGAUUUCAUUGACGUUCUGGUUGACUUGAAACAAAACCCAGGGAAAAUUGAACUUGAAAAUUUUAGUGACUUGUUCUUGACUGCGCAAGCCUUCGUAUUCUUUGCUGCUGGUUUCGAAACUUCCUCGGUAACGAUCACUAAUGCCUUAUACGAGCUCGCGUUAAAUCCAUCGAUUCAAGAGAAAGUUCGAACAGAAGUUAAGAACGUUCUAAAACGCAAUAAUGGAGAAAUCACGUAUGAUAGUAUAAAGGAAAUGAAAUAUUUGGAUGCGGUAUUUCAAGAAACAUUAAGAAAAUACCCAGUGGUAUUAUGGUUAUCCAGAAAAGCAACAUCAAAUUACACAUUUUCGGGUACAAAAGUGAACAUUGAAAAGGGUCAACUUGUAAUUUUGCCUGUUUUCGCUAUUCAGCGUGAUCCAGAUAUUUUCCCAGACCCGGAAAUCUUUGAUCCUACCCGAUCUACGGAUGAGAAUGCUAAAACCAGACAUCCAAUGUUAUUUUUACCAUUCGGAGAUGGUCCAAGAAAUUGCAUUGGUGCAAGGUUCGCCAAGAUUCAAUCAAAGAUAGCUAUGAUCAAAUUUUUAUCAAAUUUUAAAGUUGAUGUUUGUGAACAAACUGUUAAAACGUACCAAAUAGAUAAAAAGUCAUUAUUACUUUUACAACCAUCACACGAAGUUAAUCUGAGAAUAACAAAAAUUUAGACCUAACAACAUGAAAAGAGGAAUAUAAGCUAGUCAGAGAAUUGUCUUGUUCUGAUUGUCAAAAUUCUGAUUGUGCCAAGGACGAAAUGUAAAAAAAUACAUUUACAGCAAAAACUAUUUCAAAAUUAGUUGAGGAGCAUGGAAAAAUUAUUUUGUGAUUUUUGUACAUUGUUAAUAAAUAAAAGAGAAGUCUUUAUAAUUAUA